Molecule: messenger RNA, 1463 nt
Organism: Lotus japonicus
Lineage: Eukaryota; Viridiplantae; Streptophyta; Magnoliopsida; Fabales; Fabaceae
Product: RING-H2 finger protein ATL3
Exons: 1
Coding region: 252-1166 (304 amino acids)
Source: RefSeq, a predicted model, not a curated record
AGUCCAACUUGAAGGUUAUUCUCCUCCUUCUUAUUCCCUCUCAACUUUCUCACCUCUUUGCCUUCAAACCCAUUUCACAAGCCAUAUCCAACUUUCCCUUCUCAAACCUUCUUUCUCCUCUGCAUCUUCACCCCCACAUGUUCUUCACCUUUUCCUUUGCAAAACUCAGAAGUUUCAGAGUGUUUUAGCAUCUGGGUUUCUCCCAUUUCUGUGAAAACUUGCAGCUGAAAGCUGAAUCCAGAGACAGCAACAUGGUUGCACCGCCAGAGUCAAAUGACACAUUGGGUGAGUCCAAUACCGUUGAGCUAACAGGGAAGAUCAUGGUGGUAGCUGUGAUUUUCCUCUUCAUGGUUGUUGUGUUUGUUCUGUUACUUCAUCUCUACGCCAAAUGGUUCUGGUGGCGCAUUGAGGAAAGCACAGCUCCUCAGCCACUGCACCGGCGGCGGCGCCGCCGCCGCUUUGUCUUUGCACCUGGUCAAGACCCGGUUGUCUAUGGUGCUAACCAAACUGGGCUUGACCCUGCAGUUCUUAAGUCCUUGCCGGUGUUGGUGGUCAAACCAGAGGAUUUCAAAGAUGGUUUGGAGUGUGCAGUUUGCAUCUCUGAGAUUGUUGAAGGCGAGAAGGCAAGGCUGUUACCUAAAUGCAAUCAUGGGUUUCAUGUGGAUUGUAUAGAUAUGUGGUUUCAAUCCCAUUCUACCUGCCCUCUUUGUAGAAACCCUGUUGCCUCUGAAUCCUGUAAACCCAAUGGUUCUUCAAAUGCUGAAGAGAAUGUUUCAGGGGAUAGUGAGCAAUUAGAAGCUGAAAAUUCUGGUGCUAUGGAUGGCUUAGAGGCUUCAAAUUUUCCCACAAAUGUUUUAGUUUGGGGGGACCAGACCCAAGUAGCUUCCUUUGGUGUUUCCUUGGAAGAAGGCACUUCUCAACAGCCACCCUGCACCUCAUCAUCUCCUUCAGCUAGUGAUGGUAGAUGUCAUGGCAUGUUGGUGAUUGAUAUACCAAAUGAGUUCACUUCUUCCUCUUUAUCACCUUCUGGGAAUAGGUGUGUUGAAGAUGAUUUGAAAUCACCAAUGACAACCAGAUUAAGGUCAUUUAAGAGGCUCUUAAGCAGAGACAAAAGGUUGAGUCCUUGUAGUCCAAGUUCUAUAGAUGUGGAACAAGCUCAAAGCUAGAAAAUUUGUACUGUUAUUCAUUGAUUAUUUUAAUAUUUUAGAAGAGUUCCUCUUGCUGAGAGAUUAGCUCUCAAAGAGAGAGAGUGAUGCUACUUCCCUUCUAAUACUUGUGCACAUAUUGGCUAAAGUUGCCUAAUUUCUGUAGUGUCUUGUUUACACAAUCAUUUUCUUUUUUUAAUCUGUUCAUGUAGCACAUUAAGCAAAUCGUUUGAAGUGUUUACAUUGUAAAAAUGACAGGUUCCUUUGUAGUAAAAGGGUAGAAAUACCCAGAUUGUUUUAUAGCAGAUGAAUUUUAUU